This is a messenger RNA of Rhincodon typus (whale shark), 3462 nucleotides long. Its product is annotated as tripartite motif-containing protein 2. The coding region runs from base 253 to 1311 and encodes 352 amino acids. The transcript is spliced from 10 exons. NCBI's taxonomy places the organism in Eukaryota, Metazoa, Chordata, Chondrichthyes, Orectolobiformes, Rhincodontidae. Gene Ontology annotation, molecular function: translation repressor activity; protein binding; ubiquitin protein ligase activity. The record is from RefSeq and is a predicted model, not a curated record. Gene Ontology annotation, biological process: negative regulation of translation; proteasome-mediated ubiquitin-dependent protein catabolic process; protein polyubiquitination.
CAGCCAUUGGCUUGUUGCACCUCUCUCACUACCAGCCUCCUUUGGACUGAAAGUUCUUCAGUUGUCGUAGCGUCACACUGGCCCAGCAGCUUGACAUCUGUGCCGUGUGAUGAAAAGUCUGAGUGCUGAGCAGAAAGAGGGACACACACAGAGAACAUUAUAUUUCGCUGUCUAGUAAAUGAAACCAAAAACAAUCAUGACGGACAAUGUGCUGGGUGAGGGCAAACUGGACCCAUAUGUCAGUGCUUUAGGAUGGCCAGUGACGGCUCGAACAUUACCAGUCCUGUGGUACGUCAGAUUGACAAACAGUUUCUGAUCUGCAGUAUUUGUCUGGAUCGUUACAAAAUUCCUAAAGUUCUCCCCUGUCUUCACACCUUUUGUGAGAGGUGUCUGUUGUCUCCUCCAACAGUGAAGGCAUUACUGCUUUCCAUUAGAGAAAAUGUGGAUAGAAAUUUCCACUGCACAGUCAGCAGUGGGAUCUGCUUCGAGGAAUUUUCCAAGCAGGGCACUAAGGGAAGAAAUAAAGGGGAAUUCACUAAUUUACAGGGAGUGGCAACUUCCACCAGUGGAAAGAUCAUGAUUGCAGACAGUAACAAUCAAUGUGUACAGAUUUUCUCAAAUGAUGGCCAAUUUAAAAACCGGUUUGGUGUUCGUGGCCGAUCUCCUGGGCAGCUGCAGCGUCCAACAGGAGUAGCUGUACACCCGAGUGGUGACAUUAUCAUCGCUGAUUAUGACAACAAGUGGGUGAGCAUUUUUUCACCAGAUGGGAAAUUCAAGACUAAGCUAGGCUCUGGGAAGCUUUUGGGACCAAAAGGUGUUGCAGUGGAUCGGAAUGGUCAUAUAAUUGUAGUGGACAACAAGGCUUGCUGCGUCUUUAUUUUUCAGCCUAAUGGGAAGCUGGUGACAAAAUUUGGUAAUCGAGGAAACAGUGACAAGCAGUUUGCAGGGCCUCACUUUGCAGCAGUCAACAACAAUAAUGAAAUCAUUGUUACAGAUUUUCAUAAUCAUUCUGUUAAGGUAUUUAACACAGAUGGCGAGUUUGUGUUAAAGUUUGGUUCCAAUGGAGAAGGAAAUGGCCAGUUUAAUGCUCCCACAGGAGUGGCAGUGGAUUCCAAUGGAAAUAUUAUAGUUGCUGACUGGGGAAACAGUCGUAUACAGGUUUUUGAUGGAAGUGGAUCGUUUCUCUCCUAUAUUAACACCUCAGCUGAUCCUCUUUAUGGACCUCAAGGUCUAGCAUUAACCUCAGAUGGUCAUGUAGUAGUAGCUGACUCUGGAAAUCAUUGCUUUAAAGUUUAUCGCUAUUUGCAGUAACAGCUGCUUUUUGGAUCUAUAAAUCCAAUUGGAACUGGAUUCCGAUGAGUUCCUAUGUUAACUCACUAAGUUUACUUUUAGGAUGGGAGUGGCCUGUUGAAGAUUGUUUUUGUUUGUUGCCUUUUCCUGCCCCAGGUUAUUUAAGUAAACUAAAUGUGGAAGAAUAUGUGCAGUUUUAUACCCAGGAUUUCCUCUAACUUUCAUUGUGCUGUGGUCUAGCCACAAAGGAAUCGAACAGUGUUAUCAUAAAACUAAUAAAUUAAACAGAUGAUUGCACAUUUUGGAUAUGCAGACAAAUAAUGGAGAAUGUAGCUAGCUGCUCAUGAAUUUAGGAAUAAAACGUACUAGCUAAUUAUUAAACAGAAACUGCGUUCAUUCUGUACUGGGAGCUUUCACAUCAAAUAUCCAAAUGUGCGUGUGUGUGUGUGUCUGUCUCUGUCUCUCGAGUAUGUGGUUGCAAAUGAGCAAAUGGCAGAAAGCAGCCAUUCUGGGUGACAUUCAAGAGUAAAUUGAGCACCUGAUUUUGAGCUUAUGGAUGUCUUUCUGAUUCUUAAAUUUAAUGACUGUUGCUGCCCUUGUUCACAGCUACAUUUUUAUUUUUUAUAACAUAUAUAUAUAUAUAUCUACUCUCUGACUAGGUCUUACUAUUAAACCCUUGUAUUUUAGUAUGGAGGGUACAUCACUGGAAGUCUGUAGUGAAUGCAUUAAGUCAUUUUCUCACAAUUGCGUCACAUUAAUGCGGACAUUCCAUUAAAUAUCCCAAUUAGCUAUGAUACUAAUUCCAGAAUAAUACCACUUAUUUUGCACCAGGGUGUAAUGGUAUAAAGCAAUUCUGCAGCAAAUUCAUGAGGGAAUUGACAGCCUAGUAUAUAUUGUGCUUUAAUUCCUUGACAACUUUUAAAAUAAUGGCAUCAAAUAUAAGAAACCUGGUUGUUUUAUCACAAUUCCUGGUUUUAACCAAAGUCCAUGAUGCAUGCUAUGUGCCGCUCUGUUAGCUGUGCAAUCUGUCACUUUUGAUGCAAGAGAUCAAGCUUGAAAAGAAUAAAACAUUAAUACUAGCCUUGGAUUAUUUAAUGUAUCCUAAAUUAAACAGGUAUAAUCCUGCUGAGCAAAAGGAUACAAAAUGAAAGUACGUGUACGCCUUCAUUAAAAUUUCCACUGCCGCUAUUUAUUGAACUUGCUCGGUUUGUUGAAUGAUUUGCUAGUUUUUCUUGCAGUCUACUCAGGUAAUUAGUCGCAUCUAUUUAUCAUUAUUUUAAUUUGUGCUAAGGUUGCAUAAUUGGAAAACAUUUGUCAAUCUUUUGAAAUGCACUAAAAUAUUAAAAGUUGAUUGCUCAUUUACAUUCGACAUGACUAUAAUCUCUUUUAAUCUGUGGCUGCUGUUUUAGAACUAUUUAAUUGCUGAAGUGCACAUUUUUUUUUCAUGUGGGGAUGGGAAGUGUGUGAAGAGGAGGAAGAAAAAUCAAGAUAAUGUAAAUGGUUAAUAAUGUGUGUAGAUUAGUAAUCCUUUAUUUGGACCAGUAAUUAACUGCAUUCUCCCUUGUGGGAAAUAAAGAACAAAGUACUGCAUUAGGCUGUAAAUUUAACAUUAUGUUUGUAAAAAUGCUCAACAAAACUAUUUAUAUUUUAUCUCAAUGUAUUAACAAAUGCCUCUGUUGCCAAAUGUUCGGGGAAAUUGUUUGGAAGAAUAUGUUCAAAACACUGAACAAUGAUGCUAAAGGUGGUAUUUUGAGUAGCUGAAGCUUGGAUGUGCUGUGUGUAAGUGUAAGCCCUCUUGCUCUCCUUUUUUGUUGUAUUUAAAAGACUGGAAUAGGUGACUCCUGUCUCCUCUCCCGCCACGUACCCAUCACUGAAGUUUGCAUGGCAUGUAACAGCAUGGCCUUAACAGGUGUACUCUUAUGUACAGUUUCUGACGAGAGUUUCCACAAGAAAAGUUUGGGUUUCUGCAUUUGUGUGUGCAACAAAACUGGAAUUCAGUUUAUCAACUUGGGCAUUUUUGUUGUAAGUUCCAUGUUAAAUGCUUCUGCUAAUGUUUUGAGGGACAAUUUAUGCAUUGUUUGAAUGUUACAACAUUCCAUCAUUGUGAUUCAGUUGAAAAGAACUUGUUUUGUGUACAGCACAUGGGGAAAAUAAAAUGUCAUGCAUUCAAAA